AUGGAUUCUAUCGUAAAUCAUACAGCAACUGUGAUUGCAGGAAACAAAGUUAAUGUCCGUCAAAUAAAAGGAAUUUUUAACGAUAUUGUUCAACAAUUUACGGAAUCACUUUCAAUAGUCAAUGAUGUUAUUUCAACACCAUAUGCUCUACAAAUAGCAGCCUCAAUAUCUGAUGAAUUAACCAAAAACAACAACAAUAAUACAGAUUUGAUAUUAUCUAAUCCAUCUUUAUUAAAACAUAAAUUUUAUAUAUUAAUUCGAAAUACAAUUACAGAACGAUUAAGUAAAUUGAACAACAUGGAUACGGAAUUUGGCGAUAUAGAAAAACAAAAUUUAAACAAAAUGUGUUAUUUAUUCAAACGUAUAAGCCAAAAUGUUAACAAUGAAAAUUAUGAAAUAUUUGAAAAUUUAAUUUUAAAUAAAACAUUUAUUGAACCAAUGAAACAAUGUCUGGACGAUGUAGCCAAAAAUUGGAAAUAUCUGAAUGAUGUGCAUAUCACUGACGUACUGAGUAAUAUACUUUCAUUACUUACAAAUGUUCGAAAUAGUAAACAAAACACAGGACAAUUUUGA
Messenger RNA from Didymodactylos carnosus, 573 nucleotides. NCBI's taxonomy places the organism in Eukaryota, Metazoa, Rotifera, Eurotatoria, Philodinida, Philodinidae. The record is from the annotation of a GenBank genome assembly.